GACUAAAAGCGAAAUGAACUUCGAGACUUAAGCCAAAGUAUUUCAGGAAAAGAACAUAUGGUGGUGGUGGCAGCAUAGUGGUUUGGUUGCUUUGCUGCUUCCAGAUUCUAGAUGGUUUGCUAGUUAUAGAUCCCUCAGUUCUGCUCACUAGAAGAAAAUUCUGGAGAAUUUAUAGCCAUCAGUUUGUGAUCUUAAGCUCAAGUGCAUACGGUUAUAAAGGGUUACAAAGUUUUUUCAGAAGUAAAAUUAAAGUUUCAGAAAUCUUAAAUUAUGUUGGAAAAUAUCUUUGUUUGAUGUUGGCCAGAUUUGUCUCGGUAUCCAUUUUAAGCCGUUUCCAAAUCAUGAACUUUCAGAUACCAGCUUCGUUCCCAUCUGCUGCACAUGUUGUGUGCAGCUAUAUUUGUGCACUUCUUCCACGAAGAUACAAAGAAAUACAGAUAGAUAUUAUAGACAGUUGUUUACUGGAAUAAAAAAGAAAUUAAUUUGCAACAUUUUCCAAGAACAGUUUGAACAAAUCUACUCUCAGCCAGUCCUAAAAACACAGAGAAUAUUGACUUUUCAAAAAUUGGAUAUAUUUCCUAAAAAUAGUCUUUGAAAUUUUAUGAACAGCGAAAGCAAGGUCUUAAAAAAAAAACCCCGCUAAUCUCCACAAGGCACCUGUGAUUUCUGUACCAGGAAGGAAUGGCUAUAAUGUGAUGUGGGCGGGGUGUGAGAGCCUGAGAGUCCAAACUCUGGGCAGAAACAUCCCACGCUUCCCCCUCCACCUGCGCCCGGUUCAGCCAGGUUAAUGGAUAAACAAACUUCCUGCCUCCAAACUGACACCGAAACUUCUCCGGAAUACUGCCGCUGUGGUGACGAACCUGUUAAUGGGACUUUUUUACAAGAAAGUUAUUUUUUUUUCUCCAGUCAAUAGUUAUGUGUUAAUGUUUCUGAGUCAUAAACCCAACCAAACGGCGCUUAGCAUCAGCCUCGCUCACACGUUUCCCUCAGAGCUUCUUCAAACCGAAACAGAAGCAGAGCGGGGGGAUUUCCGUCUGAACAUGGACCGGUACCGGUACUUCAUAUUCAACCAGAGGAGUGUGCUCAUCCUGGGCAUCCUUCAGAUAGCCUGUGCGGGUCUCUGUGUCGUCUGCGGCUUAAUGGACGCUGCUUUCCGCAAGAACACCCCGCUGAGCACCAGCAGGACGCCGGUGUGGGGAGGACUGUUCAUGGCCUGUCCUGGUGUGCUGGCGCUGUUUGCAUCCCAGAGGAAGAACGCUGUGUUGGUCAGCUGCAUGGUGGUGGCUGCAGGACUUUCCUGUGCAGCUGCGGUCGUCAUCUUCGGCUACUCCUCUCUGACGCUGACCUAUGGGGAAGAGGACGAAGACGUCUUCCACCAACACAAAAGUGCCAAAGUGACAUUUGUUCUCCAUCGGCUGGUGAAAGGAGCCAAUGCCACCAUCAUCCUGACCUGCAUCAUCAGCCUGGUUCUGUCCUCCCUCAUUGGUUAUGUGGGUUUCCGGAGUCUUCCAUGCUGUGGCUGCUAUGAUUCCAGGACUGGACUGGAGACCCUGGUUCCUCAGAGUGACCCUGGAGACACUGAGUUGGUGUGUACUUGGCAAGCAGGUGGUGAUGACAAACUUUUCAACUCUCCUCAAACAUCUGUUGGAGUCACCAAAGAGGAAGAGGAGGCUCCCUCUAACCGUCCUCCUUACAGCAGACUGACCUGACCCAGAACCCUGACCAUCCAGCUGGUUUCCAUCACCACUCUAAGAUCAGUUUCAGUGCUCUAUCA
Messenger RNA from Xiphophorus hellerii (green swordtail), 1774 nucleotides. RefSeq lists its product as uncharacterized. The record is from RefSeq and is a predicted model, not a curated record. Lineage: Eukaryota; Metazoa; Chordata; Actinopteri; Cyprinodontiformes; Poeciliidae. Bases 867 to 1709 code for a protein of 280 amino acids. The transcript has 6 exons. Gene Ontology annotation, cellular component: membrane.